AUGAGGGCCACAUUCUCUCUACUUCUUCUCGCCGUCCACACCGCCGUUGUUAGUUCUGCUGUCCUCGACACCAUCAUCGAUGAGGUCAAGAGGGAAUAUCAGGAGGUCACGAAUCGUAUCGCGACUUCGCCUGGCAUUCCCGUCGCUCAACCGAUGACGCCUUACUGGACUAUUCCUGUGUCUCCGAUCUCACAACAUGGCAAGGACGAUCCUUUGCCACAAGACUCGGAUGUUGUUGUCAUUGGAAGCGGCGUCACUGGCUUAGCUGUGGUUCAUACUCUCCUUGAAUCCUCUGCCAAAAAGCAGUUGCGAAUUGUAAUGUUGGAAGCUAGAGAUGCGACCUCGGGUGCGACUGCUAGGAAUGGCGGUCACAUAACUCCCAAUCUCUACAACGACUAUUCAGACCUGAAGGAAGCAUAUGGUAUCGAUGUCGCAAAGCAAAUCAUUAACUUUCGCUUUUCCCAUAUCGACGCGUUCCUGAAUGUCUGUAAAGCUGUCGACGUCGGCGCAGACAGUCAGUGCCGCAAAGUCGACACCUUCGAUCUCUAUCUUGACCAGGAGGAAUUCAACACUGGCAAAGCCAACCUCGAGGCCUACUUGCAGGACUUCCCCGAACAAAGGCCGAUUUGGCGAAUCGUCGAUAACCUUGACUCAAUUCAAGUGUCGCCCGAAACUGUUGCUGGCGCCAUCACCACUACUGCUGGUGCCCUGCACCCUUACCGCUAUGUCACGAGCGUUCUGUCCUACCUUCUUUCCAAGCAUUCUCAGACCUUCCAGCUCUUUACAAACACUCCCGCCCUCGAGAUCACAUCUGACGCUUCUGGCUACAGCAUCAAGACCUCCAGAGGGACGAUUCGCACGCAGAAUGUUGUCCAUGCGACCAACGGCUGGGCAUCCCAUCUUCUCCCUAAAUUGCGUGGCAAGGUCAUCCCUAUCCGGGGCCAUAUGACUGCCCAUCGUCCCGGCACUAAUAUGGGCGCGUUCCCAGUCAACUCUCCAAACCCACAGGCCAACAACUCCUGGGCGGGCACACGUUCAUUCACCAUCUCCGGCGCAAGCACCUACAACUAUCUCACCCAACAGCUUCCGGCCUCUGCUUCCAUUCCUGGCGGCAAAUUCCCGGCUUCCAACGGAGAGUUCAUGUUUGGCGGUGGCCUCGAUGCGUCUUCCAUUACCACUGUCCUGCCAGAACUCGGCGUUGCGGACGAUCACAAGCCAGUUGAUCUCACUCUUGGCGGCUAUCUGAGUGGCGCGCUGAGCAUGUACUUUGGCAAGCACUGGGGUCCGGAAGGUCGUCCCGACAAGCCCGAGUCAGACGAGCUCAACCCUGGCCGCGUGCUGAAGGUCUGGACGGGUAUUCUCGGCCUCUCGGCCGAUUUCCGGCCUUGGAUCGGCCGGAUACCUGCCGCGCUCACUGAUCGCGCAGAGCCGAAGAAGUCCGACGUGACAGCACCUGGCGAGUGGAUUGCCGCCGGUUACUCGGGCGAAGGCAUGGCCCACGCCUUCCUCGCCGGCAAGGCGGUUGCAGAUAUGAUACUUGGUACUCCUGAUGUAAAGGUCCCCGAGCCUUUCGUCAUCACGGAGGCUCGCUGGGAGCGGGCGAGUCUUGAAAACUUGGUGGCGGGCGCAUUGUAG
Mycena indigotica is the source of this 1635-nucleotide messenger RNA. Its product is annotated as FAD-dependent protein. Lineage: Eukaryota; Fungi; Basidiomycota; Agaricomycetes; Agaricales; Mycenaceae. The coding region runs from base 1 to 1635 and encodes 544 amino acids. The record is from RefSeq and is a predicted model, not a curated record. Gene Ontology annotation, molecular function: oxidoreductase activity. Gene Ontology annotation, cellular component: cytoplasm. The transcript is spliced from 4 exons.